AUGUCCUCUGCGAUAUCCUAUUUCCACAGCCAGGGCAUUGUGCACAACGACAUCAAGCCAGCAAACAUCACGUUCAGCCACACUCGCGGUGCUGUUCUCAUCGACUUCGGCCUAUCGUCCGGGUUGAAGGAUAGUGCCGUACACGUUGGUGGUUCGCCGUGGUACACCCCCCACCCCCAACACGCCAUUAACGGUAAGCGAGGGGCCCCUGGCGAUGUCUUCGCCUUGGGAGUUGUGAUGCUCUUUAUCCUCAGAAAAAUCCCCUCCCAGAUUUGCGGCCCCGACUGA
Molecule: messenger RNA, 288 nt
Organism: Colletotrichum spaethianum
Lineage: Eukaryota; Fungi; Ascomycota; Sordariomycetes; Glomerellales; Glomerellaceae
Product: putative serine/threonine-protein kinase PkwA
Exons: 1
Coding region: 1-288 (95 amino acids)
Biological process (GO): protein phosphorylation
Molecular function (GO): protein kinase activity; ATP binding
Source: RefSeq, a predicted model, not a curated record